This is a messenger RNA of Cyprinodon tularosa, 856 nucleotides long. RefSeq names its product C-X-C motif chemokine 9-like. Gene Ontology annotation, molecular function: chemokine activity; CXCR chemokine receptor binding. The transcript has 4 exons. Bases 80 to 442 code for a protein of 120 amino acids. Gene Ontology annotation, biological process: antimicrobial humoral immune response mediated by antimicrobial peptide; inflammatory response; neutrophil chemotaxis. Gene Ontology annotation, cellular component: extracellular region. The record is from RefSeq and is a predicted model, not a curated record. NCBI's taxonomy places the organism in Eukaryota, Metazoa, Chordata, Actinopteri, Cyprinodontiformes, Cyprinodontidae.
UCACAGAGAAAGGAGAUCCUGAAGAGGAGAUAGCCACAACCAAACCUAAUUUUUCUAAUUAUUACAAUUUAAGACAAACAUGAAUCCUUCAUUUCAAUGCAUACUUCUUCUGGCCUGCAUCACCAUCACCAUCUGCAACUCAAUACCUAUGACAAGAUGCAGAUGUCCAAACCCGAAACAAAUACCCAAAGCAAUAAACCGCACUCUAAUUGCUGAUGUCAUACAGUAUAAACCUCGUCCAUACUGCAACAGAUAUGAAGUAAUUGUCACCCUGAAAAAUAAAACAAAGACAUGUCUUGAUCCUAAGUCAAAGUUCACCAUUGCACUCCUGCAAGCAAAAGAACGGAUGGAGGCAAAUCGCAAAAAACACUCAAUGAAAAUAACUGCAGCAACUCCCACCUCAGGAGCAACAUCCUCAUAUUCUACCAAGAAGAGGCAUUAAGGCUGCAGUAUAUAGUUUUUAGUGUUUUUUGUCUGUACUUUUAUAAAACAUUGCAGUUUUUUUGCUAUAAGCAAAAUAUUUAUUUGAGGCAAUGACAGAUAAGAGAAUCUGCUCAGACAAAAUCACAAGUUUAUCUGCAAACUGUGUCUUUUAAAACAACUGUGGAUUUGUAUGUUGUUUUUUUUAACCCAUACAAGUUGAUAAAUGCUGUUUAAACACUUGGUUCACAUAUCAUUCUGUUUGUAUAUUUUUGAAAGAUGUAAAUAUAAUUGUCCUGCCAUUGUUUAAUCAUAUUUAAGUAUUUACAUAUCUGGGGAAAAAUAACAACAGUUCAGGUUAGGUUCAAGGGUUCCUGUGUUUAACUGAGCUGUAUUUUAAUACUUGCUGUCAAAACUUAAGUUCAUUUUUGUUAUG